Molecule: messenger RNA, 702 nt
Organism: Haplochromis burtoni (Burton's mouthbrooder)
Lineage: Eukaryota; Metazoa; Chordata; Actinopteri; Cichliformes; Cichlidae
Product: inositol 1,4,5-triphosphate receptor associated 2
Exons: 6
Coding region: 94-702 (202 amino acids)
Biological process (GO): telomere localization; homologous chromosome pairing at meiosis; actin filament organization
Cellular component (GO): meiotic nuclear membrane microtubule tethering complex; chromosome, telomeric region; nuclear outer membrane
Molecular function (GO): dynein complex binding
Source: RefSeq, a predicted model, not a curated record
UAAAAAUGCAUUUGUUUAUUUAAAUUUCAGGUCAUGCAGGGACAUGACUGUCCAGCAUAGUUGCUCUCUGUGGCUUCAGGAGAAACAAACACAAUGUCUGACGACAAUAAUGUGUGGGAGACAUCUGGCUGUGGGAUGAACGAUGUGUUUGAGGACAGCAAAGACACAAGCGGAUUAUCUGAACAUGAACUCCUUGACAUCGUGUAUGAUACGUGUAAUAGCAGCAAAUCAGGUGAAGUGUUAGCCUCUACCAUUUUCGAGUAUCUGCACACCAUGACUGCUCAGAGCCCAGGGCAGGACCGAUUGGCUGCCCUGCAACGGCUGCUCGACCCUGACUGUCAGGACCCACAUGUGAGCAGAGAGACAUUUCACUCCACCAUGAGGACGUGGAUCACCCAGUGCAGCGAGGACAGUACUGAUGAGGACAGCAGCCAUGUACCUCGGCCAAACACAUCUGAAGAGCCUGUAAAUGCAAAUGGGCUGGGUUUGUCAUUUUGUCAAAGUGAAGAGACGUCAUCAGAAGGCCAGCUGUGUUUCUGCGAUGGAAAAGACCUGUCAUGUACAGUGGCUGAACUGAAGCAUGCCAACCGCAAACUUAGUGAGCAGAACAGUAGUCUGCUGAGGACUGUUGCUCAAUGUGAAGACACAAACCUGCAGCUCACUCUGGACAUCACUGAGCUGCGAGCAAAGCUGGUCAGGUGA